Molecule: messenger RNA, 1005 nt
Organism: Triticum aestivum (bread wheat)
Lineage: Eukaryota; Viridiplantae; Streptophyta; Magnoliopsida; Poales; Poaceae
Product: NAC domain-containing protein 45-like
Exons: 2
Coding region: 175-1005 (276 amino acids)
Biological process (GO): regulation of DNA-templated transcription
Molecular function (GO): DNA binding
Source: RefSeq, a predicted model, not a curated record
CUUCCUUCCCUCCUGCCUCCUUCCCUUGUCCCCCCGCCGAUGGAAUCCAGUGUACUGUAGCAAUCGCAGGCCAUAGAUAGAUAAUAGCUGCUGGAGAAGUAGUAGCUCCGGCCGGUGCCAUGGCCGCCACCGCACCGGUGCUGCCGCCGGGGUUCCGCUUCCACCCUACGGACCAUGAGCUUGUCAACUACUACCUCAGGGGCAAGAUCCAGGGCCUCCAAAUGCAGCUCGUCAUCCCAGAGAUUGAGCUGUGCAAAGUUGAUCCAUCGGAACUGCCCGGUAUGUAUGUAUCUAUUCUAUGUCUGUAUUUCUAAUCAGAUUUGCUAUUUCCUUCAUGUUGACAUCUUCACUACCGAGGCAUGUGAAUAUGAGACAGGCAAGUCCUUCUUGGCCGGACGAUGUGACCACCAGGAAUGGUACUUUUACAGUCAGAGAUUCCCAAGGUACGGUAAAACAGGGACCCGUAUCAACCGGAGCACUCCGUCAGGAUACUGGAAGUCGACGGGCAAGGACCGCUCCGUCCACGGGGAACACGCGACCAUAGGCUACAAGAAGACGCUCGUCUACCUUCAUGGCCGCGCGCACCACGGCCAGCGCACGGACUGGGCCAUGCACGAGUACCGGCUGGACGACACCCAGGACGCGUACGCGCUGUACCGUCUCUACAAGAAGAAAGGCACGAACCCGUCGCCGGAUGUGCCCAGCGGCGGGUUGGACAAGAGGAAACGCACGACUUCGUCGCCGGACGAGCUCGGCACCGCAGCCGCUGACGAAGAGGACGCCUCGAGGAAGGUCGUGCCUGCAGUCACCGCCGUUGGCGCGGAGGGCGCCCCGAUGCAGUUCGCAGCCAGCGGCGGCGCCGUUGGUGCGGAGGGCGCCACGAUGCACUUCGCAGCCAGCGCCGGCGCCGGCGCCCCGAUGCACUUCGCAGCCAACGGCGGCGCCGUUGGCGCGGAGGGCGCCCCGAUGCACUUCGCACCCAGCGGUGGCGCCGGUGGCGCGUAG